Trichosurus vulpecula (common brushtail) is the source of this 2699-nucleotide messenger RNA. RefSeq names its product mutS homolog 4 (gene MSH4). NCBI's taxonomy places the organism in Eukaryota, Metazoa, Chordata, Mammalia, Diprotodontia, Phalangeridae. Gene Ontology annotation, biological process: mismatch repair; reciprocal meiotic recombination. The record is from RefSeq and is a predicted model, not a curated record. Gene Ontology annotation, molecular function: ATP binding; mismatched DNA binding; ATP-dependent DNA damage sensor activity. The transcript is spliced from 20 exons. Gene Ontology annotation, cellular component: nucleus. The coding region runs from base 1 to 2604 and encodes 867 amino acids.
AUGGAGGUGACACUAUUUGAAAAGAAUUCAUACUUCGGGGACAAAAGUUCUUUUGCAGAAAAUAUUAGUGCCUUAAAUUUUACCUCUGUUACAAGUUCAUCUUCAGCAAGAGAGAGCAGUUUUGCUCAAAUAAUAAAGACGCCAUCGGCUGUUUGCAAUCCUCCCAGACCGGGUUAUGGAAGUAAGACACCUCAGAUGGGACAUUCAGUUACAUCCUCAUCUGCCAUCUCAACUCACUCGGAUGCCUCAGUAAUUGUCGCACUUGUUGAAGGCAGAGGGCUUGCCAGAGGUGAAAUUGGGAUAGCCAGCAUCGAUGUGAAAAGGCCUCAGGUUGUGUUGUCCCAGUUUCCUGACAAUACAACAUAUACCAAGGUAAUUACUAAGCUAAAAAUUUUAGCACCGUUGGAAAUAAUAAUGUCGAACACUGCCUGUGUUGUGGGGAAUUCAACCAAGCUCUUCACCAUAAUUACAGAGAACUUCAAGAAUGUGACUUUCACUACCAUUCAAAGGAAAUACUUCAAUGAAACCAAAGGGUUAGAAUACAUUGAGCAGUUAUGCACAGCAGAAUUCAGCACUGUCUUAAUGGAGGUUCAGUCCAAGUACUACUGUCUGGCAGCUGCUGCUGCUCUGCUGAAAUAUAUGGAAUUUACUCAGAAUUCAGUUUAUGCCCCAAAGUCACUGAAGGUUUGUUUCCAGGGCAGUGAGAAGACAGCCAUGAUAGAUUCCUCAUCUGCGCAAAACCUCGAAUUGUUAGUUAAUAAUCAGGAUUGCAGGAGCAGCCACACUCUGUUUGGUGUUCUAAAUCACACCAAAACACCUGGAGGGAGCCGAAGACUUCGCUCCAAUAUCCUGGAGCCUCUAACAGAUGUUGGAACCAUCACCAUGAGACUCGACUGUGUGGAGGAACUUCUCCGAGAUGAGGAGCUCUUUCUUGGUCUUCAGACAGUUAUUUCAAGAUUUCUGGACACAGAACAGCUGCUUUCAGUUCUCGUACAGAUUCCAAAGCAAGACACGGUUAAAGCAGCUGAAUCAAAGAUAACAAAUUUAAUUUACCUAAAGCAUACUCUAGAACUUGUGGAUCCUUUAAAGGCAAUGCUGAAGAAGUGUAACACGCCCUUAUUAAAGGCUUACUGCAGUUCCUUAGAAGACAACAGGUUUGGAACGAUACUUGAAAAAAUUAAAACAGUUAUUAAUGAUGAUGCAAGAUACUUGAAAGGAUGUCUGAACAUGAGGACUCAGAAGUGCUAUGCAGUGAAGUCAAACAUAAAUGAAUUUCUCGAUAUUGCUAGAAGAACAUACACUGAAAUUGUAGACGACAUAGCAGGAAUGAUAACGCAACUUGCAGAAAAAUACAAUCUGCCUUUAAAGACGAGUUUUAGCUCUGCUCGAGGAUUUUUCAUUCAAAUGAACAUGGAUUGUACAUCACUGCCCAGCGGUCAACUUCCCUCUGAAUUUAUUAAGAUUACUAAAAUGAAAAACACAUACAGCUUCACAUCACCAGAUCUGAUUAAAAUGAAUGAAAGAUGCCAAGAGUCGCUGAGAGAAAUAUAUCAUAUGACGUACAUGGUAGUGUGCCAGCUGCUUAGUGAGAUCUAUGAGCACAUCCACUGCUUAUACAAACUCUCGGACAUUGUGUCCAUGCUGGAUAUGUUGCUGUCAUUUGCUCAUGCCUGCACUCUUUCUGAUUAUGUUCGACCUGAAUUCACUGACACAUUAGCCAUCAAACAGGGCUGGCACCCUAUCCUUGAGAAGAUAUCUAUGGAAAGGCCUGUGGCUAACAAUACUUACAUUACCGAGGGGAGCAAUUUCAUCAUCGUUACUGGGCCAAACAUGAGUGGGAAAUCGACAUAUUUGAAGCAAAUAGCUCUUUGUCAGAUUAUGGCCCAAAUUGGUUCAUUUGUCCCAGCAGAAUAUUCUUCGUUUAGAAUCACUGAACAAAUUUUCACUAGAAUCAGUAUGGAUGAUGCUCUAGAAACAAAUUCUUCAACAUUUAUGAAGGAAAUGAAAGAGAUAGCAUAUAUACUCCAUAAUGCUAAUGACAGAUCACUCAUCUUAAUUGAUGAGCUUGGCAGAGGUACUAAUACCGAGGAAGGCAUCGGCAUUUGUUACGCAGUCUGUGAAUAUCUGCUCAGCUUGAAGGCGUUCACACUGUUUGCUACACAUUUCCUGGAGCUGUGCCAAAUGGAUGUCUUCUUUCCCAAUGUUGAAAAUAUCCAUUUUGAAGUGCAACAUGUGAGAAGCAGCAGAAGAAACAGAGAUUCAAUCACUUAUACCUACAGACUUUCUAAAGGACACACAGAAGAAAAAAAUUAUGGGAUCAAAGCUGCAGAAGCAUCAUCACUCCCACAGUCGAUUAUCUCAUAUGCAAAAGAGAUUAGAACUCAGAUCACUAGGCAGAUGAUGGAACAGCAAAGCCAGAGCAGCUCUCCUGAAGUCGCCAGGCAGAGGGCUGUGUACCAGCUGGCCACCAGGCUCCUUCAGGCGGCCAGAAACUCACAGCUGGAUUCGGAGAGCUUGCGCCUCUACUUGAGAGGCCUCAAGACCCAGUUUGAAGCAGCUUUACCUGCGGCUGGACCAGUAUCAGAAGAGCCUGAAGAAAGAUAAGUUACAUUCCCCAAACCAUUUACAUUUAGAUGAGAGGAACUCGAAUUAAUUUUUCCCAAAGCAAUAUUAAAUGACAAUCUUUAUCGAAUUUUUGU